CUUGUCUUCUCAAUUUCUACUCGUUCCUUGCUUGGUGUGCAGGAAAAAAUACAAAGGGUAAUUCUGCUAAAACAGCCUCCAUCUCAGCAGAAGAUCCAUUUGUGGUUUUAGACCAAUCUUCUUCCAAAGCAAAUACAUCUUCUGGGCUGUUCUCAGAACCAUUUGAACAAAGUGCAGAUGGCUCUGUUUUACAUUCAGUUGAUGACUUUGAGGAUUUUGUCAUGGGUGGGAUGCAGACUAAUAAGGCAAAAGAAAAAUCAGAUUUCUUCCAGAAAGAAAGAGUUGAGACUGCUCCGCAUGAUCUGGACUCCUUUUUCAGUAUGGGUACUCAACCAAGCAGUGGGUCAAGACCCAAGGCCACAACAUCAGACCCAGUGAUUGAUUCACUGUUUCAAAGCAGAGGAGGUUCUGGAGUGAAGCCAACUUCUUCUGGGACCUCAUCCAAGAUAAAGAAGUCUUCUUCUGCAACAAAUGUUGUUAAUGACUUCUCUUUCCUUUUUGGAGAAGCCUCCCCUUCAUCUGGGGAAUUUCAGGAAAUUGAAGGUGAAAGUGAAGAAAGACGAAAAUCCAGAUUAAACCAUCACAUGAGAACUCAAAAGCGAAUGGCAAAAGCGUUGGCAGAAAAGAAUCAACGAGACUAUCAGACUCAGCAGGAGCAACAAGAGAGACAUAGGAUUGCUGAAACUCUCAGUGACGAUAUAAAGCGUUGGGCUGCAGGGAAGGAAGGGAACUUGCGUGCACUGUUGUCUUCAUUGCAAUAUGUUUUAUGGCCUGAAUGCGGCUGGCAGCCAGUUUCAUUGACAGAUUUGAUUACUUCUGUCUCUGUGAAAAAGGUUUAUUAUAAAGCUACCUUAUGUGUCCAUCCUGAUAAGGUCCAACAAAGAGGUGCCAACGUUCAACAGAAGUUCAUUGCUGAGAAGGUUUUUGAUCUUCUCAAGGAAGCUUGGAACAAAUUCAACUCAGAGGAGCUUAAGUACAGUGGUUGAGCUCCUUCCACUGUCAAACCACAAGCUUUAUUGAAUCCAGGCCAUGCAGGAAAUGCCUGCUGAAAUGUCGUAAUGCAACUCCCGAAUGCAAUGAGCUUAAUGUUGCGUCAAGUCUUUCUUUUCAAUUGAGGGGCUUGGAGGUCAUUGCUGCCAGACGGCGUAGAAUGACCCGUUAGAUGUGUAUUGGAGUGAGUGGUUGUUGUAUAGCAAUGGAAUCGCCCAAGAAGUUUCCUGGGCCACGGAAUAUAAAUAGUUUGCAUUUGUUGAAUUUAUGCCUUCGUGUUUUAAAUGUAGUUAGGACAGAAAUCGCCUGUCACGUGUACAUUGCCUUUUCUUUCUUUCUGUGAAUUAGCUUUCCCUGUUGUC
Diospyros lotus (date-plum) is the source of this 1352-nucleotide messenger RNA. Its product is annotated as auxilin-related protein 2-like. The record is from RefSeq and is a predicted model, not a curated record. NCBI's taxonomy places the organism in Eukaryota, Viridiplantae, Streptophyta, Magnoliopsida, Ericales, Ebenaceae. The coding region runs from base 222 to 986 and encodes 254 amino acids. Gene Ontology annotation, biological process: clathrin-dependent endocytosis; clathrin coat disassembly. Gene Ontology annotation, molecular function: clathrin binding. Gene Ontology annotation, cellular component: vesicle; intracellular membrane-bounded organelle; cytoplasm. The transcript is spliced from 7 exons.